Anastrepha ludens (Mexican fruit fly) is the source of this 3676-nucleotide messenger RNA. RefSeq lists its product as uncharacterized. The transcript is spliced from 4 exons. The record is from RefSeq and is a predicted model, not a curated record. Bases 1 to 3669 code for a protein of 1222 amino acids. NCBI's taxonomy places the organism in Eukaryota, Metazoa, Arthropoda, Insecta, Diptera, Tephritidae.
AUGCCUGUCCAUGCCGUGUUCGUCAUUUUGACUGCAUUCAACUCUGCUAAAGUACCCACCAUUACCACAACAGCACAAUCAUCGCAGGACUCCGAUCAACCAGCACAAGUCAAAGCGGUACGAGAUGAAGUGAAACGUCCAUCUCUUUACCGCCAAGACUACUCGAUCUGUGUGGACUCGAGCGAGGCACAGUCGGACGACAGCCGUUUAACGCGCGACUCUGUGACUCGUGAGUCGCAGAACGACGAACUAUCCUCAUCCACACACGACAAACUCGACGUCAGCACUCUACCACUACCCGCCCUACCACCGAAGAAGCGACGUACACGCUUACGCGCCAGCCCAUCCCGACAUCACAACAAUAAUCGACGUGGAUGCGAGCAUGACUUGGCUAUCAUUAGUGGGGGCGACGAAACACGACUCAAAACCGUCGCAGUUGGCCAUCUAAGUCCGCAAAUUGUAGCCACAGGCAGUGCUAGUGGUGGUAGUGGAGGCAGUGGUGGCAGCUGUGGUGAAGCAACGCCUCACCUUUCGGCCUUUCAGCGAUACGUGGCAAAACGACGUGAAAGCCUCGAAGCAUCAUCGCGCAGCUUCAACGAAAAACUGGAAGCGCGUAGAAUGCAUUACCACAUGAGUGGUGGUGGUUGCGAUAGCGGUAUUGGCGGCAGUACGGCUGGUGGACCAGUGACCGGUAGUAGCACACAUAUGCCUACCUAUCUUUUUGGCGAACAUUAUUAUGGAAUGCCCACCAAGGUAACGAGCGCUCGCAAGUCGCCACAUUUAAACAAAGAGGAAAUUUUUUUGAAUAAGUCUGGUUGGGUGCAAGUGAACACAAAACGCAAUAGCGAUGAGAAUCGGUGCGCUGGCAGUUACAGAGGUGCAAACUACGCGCAUCAAAAUGGUGGCAGUAUAGAUGGUGAACGUGAUCGAGAUUUGCGACGUACAGUGCGAGUUAUACAGAUAGAUAAUACACGGCGCUCUGAUAGAGCACGCCAUGCACUACAGCAACAGCAUCAAUAUUCACUGGAUCCCGCGUUCGGCAUGGGCAAGUAUCCGGCAAGCAAAGUGGAAGAACUAAUACAACGUAAUCAGACGCGGACAGGUAAUGCUGGCGAUUCGGUGUUUGUAACAUCACGGGACAAUGCUCUGCGACCAGGUUAUCGAAUCGUAGACCCGCAAUUGGCGAGCAUACUGAACGAGCGCCCUGGUUUCCUGCCUGUGCGGAAUUUGCAUGACGCCGACUCCCCGCCUCCCAUUACGCCCAUACUGUCCCCGCCACCCGCCUUCCAAGACAGCAGCAAGUCCAAAUAUAUCGAGCGACGUAAAAACAUACCCAGUAGACAAAACCAAACAGCGCUAACCGUGAAUAAUCUGCAUGCAGCGAACAGCAAUAGCAGCGCCGUAAAAGGAAUGGUAUUCUCCCGUAGCUUUGAGUAUGAUACACGUCGCAAUGUGCCAGCCGACAGUUAUGUUGAAACGUUUUCGCGCAGUUUUGAUGGCAACCUCUCUGAACGACCAACGCUGCAGCGGGAACGCGAGCGUUCGCCUAACUUCAGCUCACUUACUGGUAAUUCCCCUAACUAUCUGACAAAGAAAGAUUCUGGUGGUGGCAGCAGCGGUAGUUUACGAAGUCGUGAUAAUUCACCUAAAUACCAGCAUCCCCAGACCACUGCCUAUCUGAAUGCUUCCAUAAAAGAAGCGCCACCCGCGUAUAGUUUGGCCAGCGCGAAUCCAAAUACAAGUGCAGGCAGUCGCUUUUCGCCACGAAUCCGACACGAACGUUCCUUUGAGCGCUCAAAGAGUCAUAAUGUAUUGGUACGUUCAAGGAAGUCACAAUUCAAUCGAGUGGCUAGCGGUGGUGCCAUAGUGGGUGCAGCUGUUAGCAGCCAACAGCCGAUGGUUAGCGUUGGUAUGUCGCGUUUUCGCAGUUUCGAUACGGCGACGAGUCAGCGACUGAAUUCAUGCGACAGUGGAGCAAGAUCAGAUCUUUCGAACGAUGAGUUAGAUUGCGAUGAAGACGAAGGCUCCAGCGAAUUUCUUACCGCCAAUUAUCACCACAGCAUAUCACCUUUAAAAACGCAACGUCAGCGAUCACUAACACCUGAUCGUAACGAAUCGCAUAGCUCGUCAAGCAGCAUACGGAAGCAACGUUCUCUAACACCCGAAUCACGAUCGCUUACGCCGGAGGACCGUAGACGAAAGGCCGGUUCACAGGCAUCACUCAUGGGAUCGCGACAGAAUUCAAGUUCACGCAGUAAUACGCUCGAACGCAAGCAGCGACUAACUGAUGUGCAAUCAAUUGCGAAUAUCUCACGUAGCUCCUCGAGCUCAAGCUACAGUGGUGGUGGUGCUGGCGAGCACGAUGUAGGAAAUGGAGCGGCAGCUAAUGCCGCAGCUUUGCCAACUACUGCUGUAGUGGGUGUUGUUAGUGUUGUUGGUGGAGCCGCAGGAAGUGGGGUCGUAACGGCAAUGUCAGGCAGUGGUGGACGCUCACAACAUCGACGGUCCCUUGGUCGAAAUGCCAAACAAGUGGACGAGCAUCGUAUACGGAGAUCGAGAUCUUUACAGCUAAGCGAACGUUCACCAAACCGCGCACACAAGGUUAUUGUGUCUAUGGGUCAAACGCAAGGUGCCGGCGUCUCCUAUCAUACAACAAAUGUUCAGCCAAUUUACCAGCAAACCGGUGUGCGCAUCAACAACGGCAGCAAUGUACAAACGCGCCCACCUAUACGCAUCAGCAGUAAGUCCCAGUCGGUGCUUUUGCCCAGCAAUAACUCGAGUGCCGGACGCACACGCAAUAAUGAUAUCGACAAAAGCCGCUCUUUCGACUUCGACUACUGCAAUUACAAUAGUCAAGUCGGGCUGAAGGGGCAUAGUCACGUGGGUGGCAGUGGUGGCAACGGCAGUGCCAACAAUCAGAAUGCACCUUUGCGCUUGGACUUUGACAAGAGUCGUUCGUUUGACGAUGACUACAGGGAGCCACUAAAUGGGGUCAGCAAUAAUUUGGCGGCAGUAAAUGGCAUGCGAUAUCUGCACGCGAUCGCCGAUGGCUGCGGCAGUGGCAGCAACAGCAACAAAACCAGUCGGCUACGACGUUCAUCACCUGUCGGCACAGGAAGCGGUGAACGCAAUUCACGUUCGCCACAAUCAUCCGGCUCAUCGUGCAAUAAUCUCAAUUUACCGCGACAAUCAACAAGUCCCCAAAAUUACGGUACACGACUUUGCGAUCACGAACUAACCUACGAUAUGUUGCGCAAAUCACUCGAUCGUUCGCCGAUUAUGGACUUUCGCCGUGGCGACAGUGGUGAGUACGAUUUGCCACCAACGUUGUUGCGCACCCGUGAGACAAUCAACAGUGGCGGCAACAGUGAGCUGAAUUUUUUCAAUAAUGACCCGACACACAUUUACGAGCAACCGACGAUAAAGGGUACAACGAGUACAACAACCGGCUCCUUAAAACAGCAACGCUCGUUGGGACAUACACAUAGCCCGAGCGAUUCACAAUACUCAUUGGAACGACAGCACGGUAACGCUUCGGGGCGUGAGAGCAUGACACCCGAAGCUGCAGGUGGUGAAUAUCGCGGCGAGCACGGCUACCGGCAUCCGCCCACGCGUGAAUCAUCGCGCGAAGGAGCACGUGGCAGCGGCAGCAGUCGCAACAGGUAUUGAAGGUUUG